AUGACUGCAGGAAGUGUUGAUGGCGACUCGGAUAUCAAAAGCUCUAUGCAAUAUCAAACCGAGGAUGGACGCAAAACACUUGAAGCAAAGAAAUUUACGCGAAAGAACUUUACUUUGAUUGCUCCGAUUUUCCUCGAGUCAGUGACAUUGGCUUCACCCUUGUCUGCGCAUACUCUACGACCCGCGGCUUUUGCUGGAUAUGAAGUGAGGGUUGCCAGAUGUAGACCGAAGCAAUUUUUCCAGCUUCCUUUUACCGUGCUUUUAAACAUGCUGACAAAGAAUGCCUCAGCAUCGAAUUUGGCGUUAAAGCCAUUUGUUCCAGUAAAGGAGAAAGACAGAAGUGAUAUACCAAAGACGAAAAGCAUGCCAAUGUAA
This is a messenger RNA of Plasmopara halstedii, 375 nucleotides long. RefSeq lists its product as uncharacterized. The transcript has 8 exons. Lineage: Eukaryota; Oomycota; Peronosporomycetes; Peronosporales; Peronosporaceae. The coding region runs from base 1 to 375 and encodes 124 amino acids. The record is from RefSeq and is a predicted model, not a curated record.